Molecule: messenger RNA, 5190 nt
Organism: Cynoglossus semilaevis (tongue sole)
Lineage: Eukaryota; Metazoa; Chordata; Actinopteri; Pleuronectiformes; Cynoglossidae
Gene: plekho1a
Product: pleckstrin homology domain containing, family O member 1a
Exons: 20
Coding region: 636-3644 (1002 amino acids)
Biological process (GO): regulation of myoblast fusion
Cellular component (GO): muscle cell projection membrane; ruffle membrane
Source: RefSeq, a predicted model, not a curated record
CGUUAGUUAAUGAGCCUUUGACGACCUCUGACCUGCAGUUAGGACAGUCAUGGACUCUGAGGAGACGAGGGAGACUCCAGGUUCUUCAGCUGCUGGAACUGCGUCGGUCUCCUCCUCCUCCUCCAUCUGUCUGACCUCCACACUCACCUGUUUCAACAAGAAAAUCUCAGUCACACAGUGAGGGAAUCAAACCAGGGACAUUUUUUGUUGUUUUGUUGAAUUUAUUGUAAAUUAAAAAUAAUUGAUCGACCUUUGUAUUUAUUUUUGGGUUUCUUUUUCUUAUUUUUUUUUCUUUUAAUAUUUCAUGAACUUCAUCUUUUUUUUUCUGUAUUUGAAUAUUUUUCGUUUUUGCCAACAGAGGGCGCUGCUCUGCUGAAAGUAGACCAGCCUCGUCGUCUUUGCGCGUCGAAUAGUGCACGAGACGAGCAUCUACCUCCGGCGGACGGGAGCGCGCACACGCUCGGAGGAGAAUAAGGAGGAGGUGAUGAUGCUGCGACGGCAGGGAGGAGAUAAAGGAGCAAGAGGAGAAGAACGGAGGUGAAGAACGGACUCACCGACACACUGAGGCACAGACGGCCGCCCUGCAGCUGCUGCUCCCCGGCCUGAGUGAGGACGAAGAGCCGGGGCCGCGGGCGAUGAAGAGGAGCAGAGCCAGGGGGGUCCAGGACCAGGGUCACCAGGGGAUCCAGCAGCCGGAGAAGUCCGGCUGGAUCAGGAAGUUCUGCGGCCGUGGCAUCUUCAGGGAGCUGUGGAGGAACCGCUUUGUGGUUCUGAGAGGAACCCAUCUGUUCAUCUCCGACAGAGAGGUGAAAGAUGAACGUAAAGCGCAGGAAGUGUUGGACCUGGCAGAUUACGAACGUUCGGAGGAACUGCGAAAAGCCAAGAGUCGCAGUAAGAAAAACCACAGUCGCUUUACGCUGCUGCGCAGCAGACGGCCAGGAAGCAAUGUUCCUAACCUCGUGUUUUUGGCCUUCAGCCCGGAGGAAAAGGAAUCAUGGGUAAAUGCGAUCAAUGUGGCCAUCGUCAAAGCGAAGAACAGAAGAGUUUUAGACGAGGUGACCAUUGAAGAGGGCGGAGCGUUGGCUCAUCCAACCAGAGACCGGGCAAAGGUUCCUCGAGGCCGCAGGCUGCCCACUAGGGGGCACCUCCUUUCUGUGGCGUCCACUUCCUCUCGAGGCAUGCUAACCCUGGACCUGGUGGCGGAGGAGGACUCCUGCUCCCUGGACGACGACGCUGACUCCAGUUUCCAGGUGGACCGCUGUGACGGACACCAGGAUGUCGGCGGUCGUCGUCGCGCCGACACCGACGCCUCCAAACUCAGGACGACGCCCAAGGAGUCGAAGGUGAAGACAGGAAGUUUGCCCAGAGGCAGCGGGUGGUACUGCAGCAAAUCAUCCCAGCUGGACGUCUGCAGAGCUCAGAAGAACCAGCAGGUUCAGGUCCUUCAGGCUCAGUGUCAGACGCCUCAGCCCGGGAAGAGGUUCAGUGUCGUUCAGGGUCGCAGUCGCUGUGCCUCCAUGGACGAGGUUCUGUCUUCCAGACCAGCGAUGGUUCGUCCGGAUCUCCGUCGUCGUCGUCCCACAGAGGAUGAGUCGGUGGGCGGGGCCUGUGAGCAGCCCGUGGCUCAACCCGUGGGUCAGCUGCAGAGUCUGAUCGCUCAGAGGAUGCAGAGAGCCCAGGAGAUGCUGGAGGAGAUGAGGCUGCAGGAGCUGCAGAAGUCAGGAGCACAGAGACACAGAGGAGGAGGAGCUCUGAUCCGGUUCUGUCAGGGGGUCCAGGACCAGGGUCACCAGGGGAUCCAGCAGCCGGAGAAGUCCGGCUGGAUCAGGAAGUUCUGCGGCCGUGGCAUCUUCAGGGAGCUGUGGAGGAACCGCUUUGUGGUUCUGAGAGGAACCCAUCUGUUCAUCUCCGACAGAGAGGUGAAAGAUGAACGUAAAGCGCAGGAAGUGUUGGACCUGGCAGAUUACGAACGUUCGGAGGAACUGCGAAAAGCCAAGAGUCGCAGUAAGAAAAACCACAGUCGCUUUACGCUGCUGCGCAGCAGACGGCCAGGAAGCAAUGUUCCUAACCUCGUGUUUUUGGCCUUCAGCCCGGAGGAAAAGGAAUCAUGGGUAAAUGCGAUCAAUGUGGCCAUCGUCAAAGCGAAGAACAGAAGAGUUUUAGACGAGGUGACCAUUGAAGAGGGCGGAGCGUUGGCUCAUCCAACCAGAGACCGGGCAAAGGUUCCUCGAGGCCGCAGGCUGCCCACUAGGGGGCACCUCCUUUCUGUGGCGUCCACUUCCUCUCGAGGCAUGCUAACCCUGGACCUGGUGGCGGAGGAGGACUCCUGCUCCCUGGACGACGACGCUGACUCCAGUUUCCAGGUGGACCGCUGUGACGGACACCAGGAUGAUGUGGGCGGUCGUCGUCGCGCCGACACCGACGCCUCCAAACUCAGGACGACGCCCAAGGAGUCGAAGGUGAAGACAGGAAGUUUGCCCAGAGGCAGCGGGUGGUACUGCAGCAAAUCAUCCCAGCUGGACGUCUGCAGGGCUCAGAAGAACCAGCAGGUUCAGGUCCUUCAGGCUCAGUGUCGGACGCCUCAGCCCGGGAAGAGGUUCAGUGUCGUUCAGGGUCGCAGUCGCUGUGCCUCCAUGGACGAGGUUCUGUCUUCCAGACCAGCGAUGGUUCGUCCGGAUCUCCGUCGUCGUCGUCCCACAGAGGAUGAGUCGGUGGGCGGGGCCUGUGAGCAGCCCGUGGCUCAACCCGUGGGUCAGCUGCAGAGUCUGAUCGCUCAGAGGAUGCAGAGAGCCCAGGAGAUGCUGGAGGAGAUGAGGCUGCAGGAGCUGCAGAAGUCAGGAGCACAGAGACACAGAGGAGGGAGCUCCUCUCACCUCAAGAACCUGGACUCUCCUCGAUUGCAUCAUCUCAGAGGCUGCGACUCUCCCAACGGCAGGUCUCCAGGAUCCAGGAGCAGGAGCAGCGACUCUCCGCGCCUCCGCCCCAAAGAGUCUCCUCGCCUCCGGGGCCGAGAGUCUCCCAGAACCAAAGCUAAGAAGAAUCGAUGCAAACGCGGCGACUCGCCGCGAUCCAGACGACCCCAGUCACCAGUCGCCAAAGCCAACGCCUCUCCCCACGACUCGCCGCCGUCCAAGAUGUCCGACGCAUCUGUCGCUUCUAACGACCACGGGUUACUUGCGGAGAAGUCGCCGCAGUCUUCUGUUAGCAUCGGAGAAGGCGUCUCGUCUCAGGUUCAUUCAGCAGAUUCACGUCAGCUUCACGUCAACGGUGACGACAACUGCAGUCAUGUGACCGGCAGCCAGGGGUCUCCACGCCACAUCCAGGACGCCGUGACUCUCUGUCCGUCUCAGGAAAAAAAUGUUGACAGCCCCCUGGAGGACGACCCCCCCACACUGGUGUCACUAGAGGAGGCCGCGCGAAGGCGUGCCGAGGCAGAGCGCCUCCUGGAGGAGGCGGUGUCGUCCUGGAAAGAAGCCCAGGAGGUGCUGCAGGAGGUGAGGGAGCUGCAGAGCCAAACACUGCGACGACAGCGCAGGAGGACGUACGAGAAGAUGACGUCACCAUCGACCACGCCCGCGACAGAGGAGGAGGACACGCCCUCACCGGUGACAUCACCAGAGAACGAUGGCGACGAGGCUCCAUGACGACGUUUCUUCUUCAGGAUAUUUUUGGAAUCGUCCUUUUUUUUGGCAGGAAAUUACGCUAACUAUCGUAAUUUUGAAUUUUCUAAAAACGCACAUGUUUACAACCUGUGAUUUGUAGGUUUAUAGCAAAGCAAACUGUUAGCUUAGCACAAAGACAGAGCAGGGUGUUAGCAUAGUUAGCUUAGCCCAAAUGGCACUCGACGCUUUUCUUGUCUCCUUCAGUUCUUCCUUUAAAAAAAAGUUAACUAAUUUGCGCCACCUGUCUGCUGCUGCUGACACACAGUCACUUUCCUCCUCUAGAUGGCGCUGCACAGUGUUGUUAGUGUGGAACUCUUUGAUUAGUUGUGAGAAAUAUUUUUUCUAAAACCCAGUUUUUGUAGCAACAGUUUAAAGACAAUCUUUUUCACCAGUGAAGAAAAGUUGCAACGUUUUUACAGAAAAGUCAACAUUUCUGAAUGAAACAACAGAACUCACGUUCUCAACACGAGGGGCAUGGCCUGACACAGAUCACCUGUUUGGUCAAAUUUGAACAUCAGUGUCACAGUGUUGACCUGUGACCUGUACUGCCACUCUUCAUCUCUCUCACCGUUUGUUACCUCAAAGUCUCGGCUCCUCUCUGCACAUGGCUGCUCUCCACUUGGAAUUCAGGAAGUCACCCACAGGCCACGCCCCUUUGCAGCACGACUGCAACUUCCUGUGAGAACCAUGGGUGGAUGAGAGGGCGGAGCUUUGGUCAGCUGUGGACGAUGUUUACAGAGGAAGAGGAGGAGGAGGAGGGCACUGACUUGUUACAUCACACCAGGCAGGAUCCUGGUUGGUUAAUUAAUUUUUAUUAAGUCAUUAAAGUUAAAAUUCUCAGACAACGGUACAACUCUCCUUCAUGUUCCAAAUCCGCUCUCUUCUUCUUCGGUGGUGUUUCCAUGAAGAGACUUCUGGAGGAUGACCUUUGACACCAGGUCUCUUCUGACUCACGAGUUACAGCAACUGAGCACAAAUGUUUUGAAAAUGAAAAGUUUUCAAAUCUGAUUCAAACGGUUAGUGAUGUCGCCUUCAGUGGGCGGAGCCACCGUCUGACCAAUGAGCUGCUGAUGAUUAGUUUUGUCCUUAUUGUGUUUUCUCUGUUUGGAUGUUUUCAAUUUGAAACUGUGAGAGUGAAGAAGAAAUCAGGUCAAAACAUGAGCAACCGUCGCUGACACUCGUGGGCGGGGCUAUAUUCACCAGGGGCGGGGCUAUAUUCACCAGGGGCGGGGCCAGGCACUGAGUUUCUUUCUGCAUUUAAAUGUAAAAAAUAUAUUUUAAAAAAUAUGCAUUUGAAGUUACAUUUUCUUGUUAACAUUGAACUUUUGGUAAAUGUUGAAUUGACACGACGUCAGAACAAUAACGAGGUCGUACGUCUGCAGGUGAUGAUGUCACGCAUGUUUAUUUUAGUGUUACUGUUGUUUUGAACACGUUAUUAUUGUUGUUAUGUUUAAAUGUAUGCAGACGAUUUUAAUGUUAUCUUUGUGUUUCUGUUAGAUAUUUGAAUCACUGUGAUGCAUUAUGGGUA